Messenger RNA from Sorex fumeus (smoky shrew), 1059 nucleotides. RefSeq names its product nodal growth differentiation factor (gene NODAL). Gene Ontology annotation, biological process: BMP signaling pathway; SMAD protein signal transduction. Gene Ontology annotation, molecular function: cytokine activity; growth factor activity; type I activin receptor binding. Lineage: Eukaryota; Metazoa; Chordata; Mammalia; Eulipotyphla; Soricidae. The record is from RefSeq and is a predicted model, not a curated record. The transcript has 3 exons. The coding region runs from base 1 to 1059 and encodes 352 amino acids. Gene Ontology annotation, cellular component: extracellular region.
AUGCACGCCCACCGCCUCCCCAGCCUCCUCCUGCACGCCUGCUGCGCGCUGGUCCACGCCGGCGCCGCCACGCUGGCCCCGGGGCCCCUCGAGACGCAGGGACAGCCGUCGGCGAACCCGCUGGCCUAUAUGCUGAGCCUGUACCGCGCCCCGCUCCCGCGGGCUGACAUCGUCCGCAGCCUGCAAGCCCAAGAUGUGCAGGUGGACGGGCAGCGCUGGGCCUUCGCCUUUGACUUCUCCUUCCUGAGCCAAGAGGAGGAGCUGGAGUGGGCCGAGCUCCGGCUGCAGCUGGCGUGGCCCCUCCCACUCCCGGCCCACGGUCCACUCUCCGUUGAGCUCUUCCACCAGCCCAAGCUGGCCGAGGGCCGGGCCCCUGCCGGCUGCCCGCGACGCCACCACAUGGACCUGUUCACCGUCCCCCUGUCCCAGGUGACCUAUGUCUCCAACAGCCUGGUCCUGGAGGUGACCAGGCCGCUCUCCAAGUGGCUGAAGCACCCGAGGGAGCUGGAGGCGCAGGUGUCCAGCCUGGCUGGAGAGUGUCGGCCACAGCCGCCCUCUCUUGCUGUCCCCAACGCCACGGCUGGUGAUGUGGUCCUCUUGCUCUACUCCAACCUGUCCCCCGAGCAGAAGCGGCUGGGGAGCUCCACCCUGCUCUGGGAAGCCGAGAGCUCCUGGCGGGUCCAGGAGGGACAGCUGUCGCGGGAGAAGGGCCGGAGACAGCGGCGCUAUCACCUGCCCGACAGGAGCCAGCUCUGUCGCAAGGUCAAGUUCCAGGUGGACUUCAACCUGAUCGGCUGGGGGUCCUGGAUCAUCUACCCCAAGCAGUACAAUGCCUAUCGCUGCGAGGGCGAGUGCCCGAACCCUGUGGGGGAGGAGUUCCAUCCCACCAACCACGCCUAUAUCCAGAGUCUGCUGAAACGGUACCAGCCGCACCGAGUCCCGUCCACGUGCUGCGCGCCAGUGAAGACAAAGCCCCUGAGCAUGCUGUAUGUGGACAAUGGCCGAGUCCUCCUUGACCACCACAAAGACAUGAUCGUGGAGGAAUGUGGGUGUCUCUGA